AUCAUGGGGCCACCAGUCGAGUCAUCCGGUCGGAGGGAGAGGCUGUUUUCUGUUUCCUCAAUCCUCUGUCUUGUCUUGGUCUUGCCAGACCAGAUAGAAGCUUUAACUUAAACUCUUCUAUUUAUUAUAACAUUGAAUUUUGGAGUAAUUUUAUCUCUAUUACUAUUUUUACUCCAAACUUUAAAUAAUCUUACAUGUGUACUUAUACCAUAUCUAUGCACUUUAUCAGUAGUGCAGGUAAAUAUCACAGCAGGUAUAUUUACAUACAUAACAUACGAUAACAACUGAAGACUGAAGAGGAAAUCUUCGACAUACAUCGAGGAGAGACUUCUUCGUCGCCCCAAACAGUGCACCGCCUCUAGUGGUUCAGAAUUACUCCGCUUGCUUCGCUGUAUCACCACUCUCUUUUCCAAUAUAAUAUACAAGAGGAGGUGACUGUGCGCCCGUAGCCCGUUCGUCUUUAAUACUUAAUAUAAUACUUACACAUAAACGCUGGUACUCUGCUCCUAUUCACUACUUGUGUCGUUGUCGCAAUAGUAAUAACUACUAGUAUUACUGUUGUUGCUCAUAUUUUAUUAUUAUAUAUAAAUUUAUAUAUUUGUUGUUGCCUGCUGCUAGUCUGCACACUUUAGUGUUGUGUUGCUGUUUCACAGCAGGCCAACCCAGGCCCGGCUUAAAAAAAAAGUCAGCGUGUUGUUAUUAUUCCUGAAUAUUUGAAUUUAAAAUAUGUACACCUAUUGACUACUGGUUACAUAUUACAGUGGGUACAGUAGUAGUGACGGACAGUAGUAGUACAAAAGAGAAGGAGAAGUAAAGGAGUAGUAAAGAUAUAUUUUGUGUGGACGUCGCCAUUGCUGCUGCUGCUGUGUGAUGACCAUCCGGCUGUUGUCGCUCUAUUAACAAGAUAGAUAAGAAGAAGUUAAACGAGGAUAACACGCGAUUGAGGAAAUAUAUGUAUAUAUUCAUGUGUAUACGUAAUUUGAGUUCUUUGAAAUAAACAAGACAAAAUGUCUGAGCCAUCGGCUAUUUUACGGGCACUGAGGCCAAGGACUCAGCACAAAGUAAGAUCAAGUAAAAAACAACAGGAAAAUGAAGAAUCAGAAGAAGAAGAAGUAGCCGGCGAAACGAGUCAAGUAGAUGACGUUACAGAUUUAAGUGGUUUAAAUGAUUCGAAAGGUGAAGAUGAUAAUAAUCAUGAUAAUAUUGAUAAUAAUGUUGAUAAUAAUAAUGAAAAUAUCAACGACGAUGACGAUAAUAAUGAUUACGACGACGACGAUGAUGAUUAUGAUGAUGAUGAACCUAGACUUACUAUUAAAGAAGAACCUGAGGAUGAUGCAGCGGAUGAGAAAAUUGUAUCGGAAAGUGGCUAUGAGUGUAAAUCAUGUGAGCCUUCUAUUGAAUUCCCUUCAUUGGUUGAAUACUUACAGCAUUUGAAGGACGAGCAUCAUCAAAAGCCCAAGUGUCACGAGUGUCCUCAUUGCAAUUUUAUCUCUCAACAUCCAAAGAGAUUGGAACGUCAUCUUUUAUCAAUUCACAAGGACAUAGAAGCUUCUAAUCAAUCUAACAUGGACAGCCAUCAAAAGAUUCAUCCGCUCAAACGACGUUUCUUUCGAUGUACCAAGUGUUCGUAUAUGACACACGUGCGUGCACGUUACACUAAGCAUGUUAAGUAUCACUCGAUGCCGAUGAUCAAGUGUAAUGAUUGUGACUUUCGUACUCCAUAUAAGUGGAAUUUAGAUCGACAUACACGCAGUCACAAUGGAGGCGGAGCGUUUCAAUGCAGAGCGUGUAAUUUUACUGCUGAAAUACGUCAAAGUUUAACAGUACACGAAACUAAUCAUCAUGAACCUCCUGUUGGAGUUUGCAAUAAAAAAUUAAAUCCUCUUGAUCGUAAGCCACGAAACGGCCCUAAGCGCUACAAUCAGGUUGGCGCAAGUGAUUUUCGAGAGCCCUCCCAAUCUAGUCCAUCAAAAUCUCCAGUAGCGGAUGGGAUUGAUAAUUCACUGGAAGAAACUCCAAAUACUGUUAUAGCUGACGCUGAGUGUAUAGCACUCAAGUGUGACGAAAAAGGAUGUCAAUUUAUUACUGCGUGGGAUUCUGAAAUGCAGCGGCACCUGAUUGAGGCGCACGGACCAUUGCAAUCACCAAAUAAAGCGCGGAAACCAUUACCAAUGCUCAUUCCACUGAGUCCUGAAGGCAAAGUAAAUAAUAGCGUGGCCAAUGGUUCUCCAAAUACACUAAAAGUACCUCGAGUAAGAGUCCGACCGGAGCUCGCAAAAAUUGCACGAGAUACUGAAAUGGCCAAACUGUAUAACAAUCGUGAGACGACUGGAAAGAAGGAAGUGACGGUAAAAUCUUUUGAAAAAAGGAAUGCUUCUUUUUUUGACCGGCUGAAGGAAAGAUUAAUGGGGAGUACAAAUGCUGGUUCAUCACAGGUAGCUGUAAGUAAUCGAGAGGAUUUAAAAUGUUGGUGUACGUUUGAAGCAAUUAGCCUUGAAGAGUUGGCUAAGCAUAAACAAACUCAUCACACUGCGCUCAGUGUGUCUAGUAGUAUAACGCGUUGUCCAAACUGUCGAAGACAUUGUAAAAAUUUGACAGAUCUUGAGUUGCACAUGAAAUUUUGUUCAUCGAUGAGCAAUAAUUUAAUGAUUAGCAAUAGUAGUCAGGAGAAUACUGUCAUUAGUACAAACUAUACGGCUACCUCCAACUGUGAUGAUUUUGAGUUUCCUUUACAAGUGGACUGGGAAGGGAGUGUUGGUGGGCUGAAUUCUUCCGGAUCGUCGGCUGAUGGAGGAGUUACUCAAUCGUCUUCACGCCGAGUAUUCAAAUGUCCCCACUGUCCAUUCUGGGCAUCAACAGCCAGCCGUUUCCAUGUGCACAUUGUUGGCCACUUGAAUCGUAAACCAUUCGAGUGCUCGUUUUGUGCGUACCGAUCAAACUGGCGAUGGGAUAUCACCAAACACAUAAAACUUAAAUCAGCUAGAGAUGCAGCUCAUGCUACUGCUAGAGUUCUGAUGACCGACGAAACUGGUAGAAGAAAUUAUUCAAAGUACAACAAAUAUUUAGCCCAAAUAGACCAACAGAUUCCACAUGAUCUAAGUGAAGAUCAUGGAGUUGUUGAUACUACCUCAGGAGAACCACCAAAGAAAUUAAUUAUUAUUAGUAAAUCCAAAAAUUAUCCAGUACCUCAAAAUUUAACACCAGCCCCUAGCAGUUACAACAACUAUGGAAAAUCAGAUUCUGGAAUAGUAAGUUCUGCUCCUCGUCCACCACCUCCACUUCAGGCUAGAAAUCAAGGCCAAUCAUUGUUGAAAGUUAGUCCGUCUGCUAGUAAUCCAAAUGUUGCUAUUUCUGUAUACGCUUCAAACUCUAAUUCGGUUGCAUCAACUUCUGGUUCUGCAGAAGAGUCCAAACGAACGCUAUGGAAAUGUAAGAAAUGUAAUUUUCGAGAUGCUAAUAAAGAAAUGGUAUUGCAGCAUGUUAAAACUCAUUAUGAGUCGAAUGAACAAUCAUCGAGUGAAUUACAAAAUUUUAUUCCUUGUAAUGAAUGUCCAUUCAAAGCCGAAGAUACAGCUGCACUAGCAAUACAUCAAGUUAAUCAUCGUCCUGAUCGAGAUAAAAUUUUCAAGUGUUAUCAUUGCCCGUAUUACGUCAGAACAAAAGCAGAACUUUUGGAGCACGGACAUUUACAUGGCCAAGAGCUUGCUGUUGAACAUAAAUUAAACUCAAAUGUUGAUUCAUCAGCAAAUAAAAUAAAACUUCAAAAUCAAUCCGCUAAAUUAGAUAUUUCCGUAGAAGAGGUAUCGCAUGUGUCAUCACCUAUUUUAGCAGCAGCUGUUUCAGGAAAUAAUGAAGGUGCUGCGCCACCGCUUUUAUUAGACACACGUGCUUUACCGGACACACCACUUGUCUGGGUAUCACGACCAGACGGAACCUUUGCAAAGAUGUUAAAGUGCCGUCAUUGUCCACACGUUUCAACUCGACGUGCAGAGGUUCGUGAUCACGAGACAAUGCACACUUUAGCCUCAGUAAAUGACUGUACAAUAGCAUGUCCAGACUGUAGUUUCAGAUGUUUAUUACGAGAAACUAUGGAUGCACAUACAGACAUGCAUCGAGGAUCAUUGGGAACUGUACACUGUCUAGUAGAUGACGGUCGUUCUGACGCACAACAGCUUGACGACUUAACAACUCUUUUAGAUUUACCAAGAACACCUAAAUUAGGUCCAGAGCCAGAUUUAUGUGAUCCACGUUUACUUUAUUGCUGUAACAAAUGUCCAGCACGAUUUCUCUGCGAUAAAGAAUUAAGGAUUCAUAUUAAAUAUCACUCUAAUGAUUUAUCUUACUCAUGUGAAUGGUGCUCUUAUGGCUCAAGACAGCAGUCUCAUUUAUCAGCACAUCAAAGAGCUCACACUUCUGAAUACCAAGAACGUACAAGAUAUUUAUUAUCUUUAUACGGCCAUUCUCAGAGAUAUCCACCACCUAGAACAGCAUGCGUUGAAACAAACAACCAAGUUGGAAAUACCGCGAAAAAUAUUGCUUGGAUUGUCGUUCAAAUAUCAGGUUCUGCAGCGAGCUCUUCAAAUCAACAAAAAAAUGAAGACAGAACAUCAAAUCAAGUAUUUACUUGUUCAAAGUGUCCAGCUCGUUACUUUAAACUCGAUGCACUCGAGUACCAUAUGACUCUUCAUGGUUCGAAUAAUAGAUUCAAAUGUACGGAAUGUGAUUAUUCAUCAAAAACAGGACAAAAUUUAUUGAAACAUCAGGUUGUUCAUAGAAGACAAACUGAAAUAAAUGAACCUUCUGCUACUCAAUUACAUUCACCUCAAGAUCCUCAGUUUAAUCCAUUAAUACAGGGAAAUCCGAAUUUUGUUUAUCAAGGAUACGUUAAAAAUGGUAAAGUCAAAGAGAAACGAUUCAAGUGCCAUAAAUGCCCAUCGGCAUUUGAAAAACGUGAACAGUAUCGAGUACAUUUAACAUUACACGGUGCUAAACAACGAUAUCGCUGUGAUACUUGUGAUUAUUCAGUUAAAUAUUAUGCAAAUUAUGUACAACAUUUAAAAAAACAUCAUGUGAAUGCUCAAUCUCAAGCGUCACAACGCCAAGAUGAAACAUCAAUGGAUUAUGAUAAUAAUUUUAUUGAUGAAGAUGAUGUCAAUAAGAGUCCUUCUAAGUCACGUAGAAAAUCAACUAUUUCUUCAAAUACAUUAGGAAAUAAUUCUUCUACCGCUGAAUUUUCAGCUUCAUCUGUUUCUAAUCAAGAUAAACAAUCUAUUAUACUUAUGCAAAAAAAGAGCAAUACAAUAACACCAUUUACUCUUUUACGUUGUACAGAAUGCCCUUUUUCGUCAACUGACAAAGACACAGUUGAUGCUCAUAAACGCCGACAUGGUAUUGAUAGACUUACACCACCCUGUCCGCAUUGUAAUUAUGUGCCACGCAAAGAUGAAAAUAUUAGUGAACAUAUUAGAUUACAUUUUACUAGACUUUAUAAACCAGAAUCCUAUUUAGUUAUCGAUUCGUUGUCACUGACAAUGCGAAAAAUGUCUAGUAGUAAAAAAGAUGAUAAACAUAAAGAAAAUGAACUUAUAUUUCGUGAAUGUGAUGAUGGCAAAUAUUUACCAGUUGCUGUUACCAAUUCGCUGCCUGUUACAAAUGGUAGUAAUUUCGAAAAAAUUAUUGUUGACCCUAAUACUGGCGAAGCAACACGUUUUAGUAUGUAGAAUAUUAGGUUUUGAAUUUUUACUUAAAGCCAUUCUCAGACAACGCCCCUCCCCCCCAAUUUAAAAAAAUUUUCAAUGACUUCCAACUGUCGUAAGGUAUCAAAUUUUAUCAAUUAAUUAAAGAAAUUAAAGUAUUAAUUGAAAAAAGGACAUGUAGUUGCACUUUCACUGAUAUAAAUUUAAAAAAAAAUUACUUACAGUUGCUAUCAAUUGGGAGUUUAACGAAAUUUGUUAAAUAAAUUUCCAUAAAAUCUUUGCCAAUUUUAUGAUUCGAAUUUUAAAUUUUGUAGACUAAAAUUUAUUCAACGAAUUUUGUUUAACUCCUAAUUGAUAACUGUAAGUAAUUUUUUGAAAAUUCUAUAUCUUGGCAAAAUUGCUACUACUUUGUCCUUUUUUCAAUUAAGAUUUUAAUUUUUUUUUAAUUAAUUAAUUAAAUUUUAAUACGGUAAUGACAACUGAGUCAUUGCAUAUUUUUAAAAGUGGGGGGGGGGGCACUGUCUGAGAAUUCCCUUAAUUUUUUAAUAUUUAUAUAUAUAUAUUUAUAAAUAUUUUUUCCCAUACUUUUGGUGAUGUAGAUUUUAUUUUUAAAUUAAUAUAAACGUAAUAUUAAUUAAUUUAUUUAAAAAUAAGGUGUGAUAAAAGUCAUUUCAGCAUAUUUAAUUAUUUACUAUAUUAAUAUAUAUAUAUUUUAAUUGAUAAUAAUUAUUGUUGUAUUAUAAAAUAAACAAAGA
Messenger RNA from Microplitis demolitor, 6451 nucleotides. Its product is annotated as zinc finger protein Xfin. The transcript has 11 exons. The coding region runs from base 1008 to 5720 and encodes 1570 amino acids. Gene Ontology annotation, cellular component: nucleus. Gene Ontology annotation, biological process: regulation of gene expression. NCBI's taxonomy places the organism in Eukaryota, Metazoa, Arthropoda, Insecta, Hymenoptera, Braconidae. The record is from RefSeq and is a predicted model, not a curated record.